Molecule: messenger RNA, 1796 nt
Organism: Cololabis saira (Pacific saury)
Lineage: Eukaryota; Metazoa; Chordata; Actinopteri; Beloniformes; Belonidae
Product: P2Y purinoceptor 8-like
Biological process (GO): positive regulation of Rho protein signal transduction; phospholipase C-activating G protein-coupled receptor signaling pathway
Cellular component (GO): membrane
Molecular function (GO): G protein-coupled receptor activity
Source: RefSeq, a predicted model, not a curated record
AUGACGGGGAACUCCAGCGGUGCCAGGCUGGACAACGCCACGCUGUCCCUGUUCCAGGACGCUAACACCAGCCUGGCCAUCUCCGUGGUCUACAUGGUGGUCACCUCCGUCAACCUGGUGGGGAACGGCCUGUCCAUGUGGCUGCUGCUCUUCCGCACCUCCCCCAAGACUCCCUCCAUCAUCUUCAUGAUCAACCUGACCCUGACGGACCUGGCGCUGGGCACCGCACUGCCCUUCCAGAUCUCCUACCAGCUCCGGGGAUACGACUGGACGCUGGGCUCCAACAUGUGCAGCCUCCUGACCCUGGUGUUCUACACCAACAUGUACUGCUCCAUCCUCACCAUGACGGCCAUCGGCGUCGACCGCUACCUGGGCAUCGUGCGGCCGAUGCUGCUGCGGGGCCGGCAGAGGAAGUGGGUGGCCGUGGCCGUCUGCCUGCUGAUGUGGGCGCUGGUCCUCGGGGUGCUGCACCCCCUGAUGACCACCGACCUCACCUUCCACGUCCCCGAGCUCGGCAUCACCACCUGCUUCGACGUGCUGAAGAAGUCCAUGCUGCCGUCGGUGUCGGCCUGGGCCGCCUUCCUCUUCGGCAUGGUGGUCAUCCUGUUCCUGCUGCCCUUCUGCGUCACCACCUUCUGCUACGUCAGCGUCAUCGUCCGGCUGGGCCGCGACGCCCGGACGGCCCAGAAGCAGCGGGCCGUCCGGCUGGCGGUCGUGGUGCUGCUGGUGUUCGUGCUCUGCUUCCUGCCCAACAACGCGCUGCUGCUGCUGCACAGCGUGAUGCGGCUGUUCUACGGCCGCUCGCUGUACGCCGCCUACAAGCUGAGCCUCUGCCUCAGCUGCCUCAACAGCUGCCUGGACCCCUUCAUCUACUACUUCGCUGCAGACUUCAGGCUGAAGCUGAGGGAGAUCAUGAACCUGCACAGCCUCGGCAGCGCCGACUCAAUGAAGAUGGAGCAGAAAGACACGCUGUACUCUGGACAGUGAGCUAGCAAAGCGCUGUAGAGCAACGCAUUGUGAUGCAAAAGCCGCCGCAGCGGGAAGAACGUAAACGUUUAGCAGAUGGAGGUGUGAACGAGUGUUCAGCUCUUUUCUGGGUUCAGAUUUUAAAAUGCCUCAAAAAUGCCUUUAAAGUGACUUUUGUAAGUGAAUGUGAAUAAAGCCUGCUAUGUUAGCCUGAUUUUCCUAAAAAAAAAUGGUGUUUUUGUUUUACAUAUAUAUAUGUGUGUGUGUGUGUGUGUUUGUGUGUGUGUGUGUGUGUGUGUGUGUGUGUGUGUGUGUGUGUGUGUGUGUGUGUGUGUGUGUGUGUGUGUGUGUGUGUGUGUGUGUGUGUGUGUGUGUGUGUGUGUGUGUGUGUGUGUGUGUGUGUGUGUGUGUGUGUGUGUGUGUGUGUGUGUGUGUGUGUGUGUGUGUGUGUGUGUGUAAGCCAGUAUUAUCAGUGUUUCUGUUGACAAUUGUGUCUAGAAAUAUCUCUGUUCUGUGACAUGUGAUCUUGAAUUGAUGUUUCACCUUCUCGUCUCAAAUAAAGCUCUUUGAAUUUUUUAUUUUGUAUGAACGAGUGUGUUCGGCUCUUUUCUGGGUUCAGAUUUUAAAAUGCCUCAACGUGACUUUUCUUGUGAUACAUAGAACCCAAAGAUGGACAUUUAUAUCCAAGUAUUAUUCUGGCAUUUGUUUUUCCCGUUUAAAAAAAAGCUUCUCUUUUGUAUAUUAUGUUUAUUUUUAACAACAUAUGUAGCAUGAACAUGUGUAAAUGAAUGUGAAUAAAGCCUGUUAUGUUAGCCUGAUUUUCCUAUUAC